Zalophus californianus (California sea lion) is the source of this 3273-nucleotide messenger RNA. RefSeq names its product T cell activation RhoGTPase activating protein (gene TAGAP). The record is from RefSeq and is a predicted model, not a curated record. The coding region runs from base 87 to 2474 and encodes 795 amino acids. NCBI's taxonomy places the organism in Eukaryota, Metazoa, Chordata, Mammalia, Carnivora, Otariidae. Gene Ontology annotation, molecular function: GTPase activator activity. Gene Ontology annotation, biological process: regulation of Rho protein signal transduction; signal transduction. The transcript is spliced from 11 exons.
AGCAUCACGAAGCCCUCUCUGGCCCCUGGUGGUCACUACCCACCCCGAGGAUACUGGUAUAGUGGCACAGAUUGGCUCCUAACAGCAUGGAUCACUUUGCUUUGCAUGCAAGAACACGUGAAGUUAGAGCAGUUCAGUCUUCCUCUCUCUAUCGGUGGAUUAGUAGGAGCAGAGUGUUAUGCUGUCUCUCCCAUUUUGCACCGUUCCCCGGAGAUAAGAGAACCCUGGCUGGAGGCCCUCCGAGGGCAGGGCUAAGGCCACACGGAGCUAAAUUCAUCCCUGGACAGUCAGCCCAAAAUCUAAUGAAGUUGAUAAGCAACUGCAAUGCUUCAAAAACACUAAGUGCCAAUAAUAUGGAGACAUUGAUCGAAUGUCAGUCAGAGGACAAUAUCAAGGAACAUCCUCUGUUGGCAUCAUGUGAGAGUGAAGAUAAUAUUUGCCAGCUAAUUGAAAUUAAGAAAAGAAAGAAGGUGCUGUCCUGGCCCUUUCUCAUGAGAAGGCUUUCUGCUGUGUCAGAUUUUUCUGGGGCUUCAGAACCUGAAUUAAAAACAUCACUAUUUGAUCAGCCCUUGUCAAUCAUCUGUGGUGAGGAUGACACGCUCCCCAGACCCAUUCAGGAUAUUCUCACUAUUCUGUGCCUUAAAGGACCUUCCACGGAAGGGAUCUUCAGGAAAGCAGCCAAUGAGAAAGCCCGCAAAGAGCUCAAGGAGGAGCUCAACUCGGGAGGCGUGGUAGAUCUGAAAAGUCUCCCUGUGCACCUUCUGGCUGUGGUCUUUAAGGACUUCCUCAGAAGCAUCCCACAGAAGCUACUUUCAUGUGACCUGUUUGAGGAAUGGAUGGACGCUCUAGAGAGGCAGAAUGAGGAGGACAGAACUGAGGCCCUGAAACAGGUUGCAGAUAAGCUCCCCCGGCCCAACCUCCUGCUGCUCAAGCACCUGAUCUCCGUGCUCUACCUGAUCAGCAAGAACUCUGAGAUCAGUAAGAUGGACGCCAGCAAUCUAGCUAUCUGCAUCGGACCCAACAUGCUGACCCGAGAGAAUGACCGAUACCUGUCUUUCGAAGCCCAGAAAGACUUGAACAACAAGGUUAAAACAUUGGUGGAAUUCCUCAUCGAUAACUGCUUGGAAAUAUUUGGGGAGAACAUUCCAGCACAUUCCAGUACUGCUUCUGAUGACUCCCUGGAACACACUGACAGUUCAGACAUGUCAACACUGCAGAAUGACUCAGCCUAUGACAGCAAUGAUCCUGACGUGGAAUCCAGUGGUGCCAUCAGAUGCCCAAACAGGCAGCCCCAGGUGCCCUUGGAGACGGCUGCCGGCUGGGAGCCCAGAGGCCUGCAGCUCACUUGGGAGUUGAGCCCAGAGCCCAUUGUCAGCACUGUAGCCAGGCUGAAAAACUCCCUCAGGGAACCAGACAGGAGCUACUCAGAGCCCUGCAUGUCAUCCUCACAGGAGAGCCUCGAGAGCCAGAAAACUCACCAAAAACUAACACGAAGUGAGGAUGACUUCACCAUGGCCCAGGCAGGGGCUUGUUUGGAAGGUGAGGAAGCUGAAGACCCAUUUCCAGAGGAGGUGUUUCCUGCAGUUGAAGGCAAAACUCAGAGGCCACAGGACCUGAAGGUGAAGAACUCGACUCAGGGUUUGGGGUUACUGUGGGGACUGGCACCCAAAGCCUCCUCCAGUGGCUCUCUGGAUGCUUCCUCUGACAGCUCCCCUGUGGUUUCUCCUUCCAGUCCCAAAAGAAAUUUCUUCACCAGACAUCAGUCUUUCACAAAGGCAGAGAAAAGUAAGCCCAACAGAGAGAUUAAAAAACAUUCCAUGUCAUUCUCUUUUGCCUCUCACAAAAGAGUGUUGACCAAAACCCCCAGCUGUGUGUCUGUGAAAUCCAAAGGCUUUACAAGAGACCAAGUAAAGAAAGUCUUUAAAAAAGAAAGCCAGCUUGCUGGGCGAAUCAUCCAAGAGAACUUGUCUGAAAUCCAGGGCCAAACAGCUCUAGACUUUAGCUCCAGAUCCUAUGCCCUCUCAGUCGAGGAUGUGUUCCAGCAAGUGGAUCAGAGGACCCCUGGGAGUCCACCAUCUUAUGAAGAGGCCAUUCGGUGCCAGGCAUUGGACCUCUCGGCCUACGGGAGCCAAACAGUUGGCAGCAUGAGGGCUAGAAUGCUCAGCUGGGACACUCAACUACCACCUCUCCUACCUUUUCACCACGGAGGGAAUUCAAGAGAUAUAUGCAGUCAAGAGCCACUUGACAGGCACAGACUAUCUCCCAGGACUGAGAGUUGGAAACAGAGCAGGACUGUCCAUGCUUCUGUUGAAACGACAGGACAAGUGACUAUCACAGGGAGACCAGAGCUGCACCGGCUAAGAACGACAUCUGAGUCAAAUCAGAAGACUAAGCUGGACCACUUCGUGCGGCGAUGUAGUCAGCCGGUCUUUGAGGCUGACCAACUCCAAUAUGCUAAAGAAUCCUACAUUUAGGAAGGCAGACCAGACACCAUGACGUGGCUUGUGGUAUCUCUGUAAAUGCAUGACUGUAUGAAGAACUGCUUUAGACUCUGUUUUCAUAAAAGUCGAGAAUAAGCUCCUUUAGAGAAGCUGUGUAGAGCCCUCCUCAGUGGGGCUAGCUAUGCAAGGGCACUCAGGCAGUGUCUGUGUGUGCCUGAAUUUGUGCAACAUGUAGCAAGUGUAUGAGAUGUACUGAAGAUAAGGUGUUAAGGGCAAAGAUGUCUAGAUGGGUAUGUGUAUAUUUGUUUGUGAACUUGUGGUCAAUGGCACUGCUGUUCUCUGCCUCCUGGGGCACUUUUCUAUUGGUUAGUGUUCAAAAAUAAUUUUUCUUCUAUUUUUUUGUUGCCUCCAAUAUCAUGCCAUUUUUCAUAUUUUCCACAAACUCCAUUUAGGGGAAAACAUUUAAAUCUAUUAGAAGUUUACUCCAGUAAGCAGCUUUGUGAUACCUACUCACAAGGAAAAGGAGCAGACUGCAAGGAAUAGACUUCAGUGUUUGGAGUUAUCAAAGGCAUUACAAACUCCAGGAAAUGAAAAAGCCAUCGUUAAAAUUUAUGAAAAACACUUAAAUGUGUCCUUUAAAUCAUCUCAUUUUCAAUUUGGAUAGAUGAGUAAAAAUGCAAUACAUCAAUAUUAUCUGAUUUAUAGCACUUUGAGUUUCUUUGUGACUCAGUUUUGUCUUCUCCAACAGUGUGCAGGAAAUUACUUUAUACGCAUUGGGGAUCAUAUAUAGAAUUUCAAUGUAAUCUCACUACAGUAAAUUGCCUUCCUUGUU